This is a messenger RNA of Calypte anna (Anna's hummingbird), 2624 nucleotides long. RefSeq names its product zinc finger protein 131 (gene ZBTB35). NCBI's taxonomy places the organism in Eukaryota, Metazoa, Chordata, Aves, Apodiformes, Trochilidae. Gene Ontology annotation, molecular function: protein binding; RNA polymerase II cis-regulatory region sequence-specific DNA binding; DNA-binding transcription factor activity, RNA polymerase II-specific. The record is from RefSeq and is a predicted model, not a curated record. The coding region runs from base 157 to 1998 and encodes 613 amino acids. The transcript has 7 exons. Gene Ontology annotation, biological process: regulation of transcription by RNA polymerase II. Gene Ontology annotation, cellular component: nucleus.
GGUGACUGCCGUCACUUCCUCAGCGCAGUGCAGGACGGGAAUGCGAGUCGAUUGGCCGGCGCCCGCCCCGCUUUCUAGCGUGCUGGGGAGCAGGAAGCGGUAACGGCGGGGUAGGCGCGGCGGGACGAGAGGCUCCUCGCGGCUAGUCCUUUUGUCAUGGAAGCUGAAGAAACAAUGGAGUGUAUCCAGGAGUUCCCCGAACACUAUAAAGUUAUUUUGGAUAGACUCAAUGAGCAACGUGAGCAGGACCAGUUUACGGAUAUUACUCUGAUUGUUGAUGGUCACCAUUUCAAAGCUCAUAAGGCUGUUCUUGCUGCCUGCAGCCAGUUCUUCUACAAAUUCUUCCAAGAUUUUACUCAGGAGCCACUGGUGGAGAUUGAAGGUGUAAGUAACAUGGCAUUUCGUCACUUAAUUGAGUUCACCUAUACAGCAAAACUAAUGAUCCAAGGUGAGGAAGAAGCAAAUGAUGUUUGGAAAGCAGCCGAGUAUCUACAAAUGUUAGAAGCUAUCAAAGCACUUGAAAUCAGGAACAAAGAAAAUUCAUCACCCUUAGAAUCAAAUCAAGCACAAGGUAAAAAUAAACCGAAAAAGAGGAAGAUAGCUGAAACCUCUAAUGUUAUCACAGAAACACUACCAUCUGCAGAAUCGGGGCCUGUAGAAAUUGAGGUUGAGAUUGCUGAAGGAAUGAUUGAAGUGGAAGAUGACAGCAUUGAAACACUUGAAGAAGUAGCUUCUGCAGAGCAAUCCAUAAAGUACAUACAGACAACGGGUACAUCAGAUGAAUCUGCUUUGGCUCUUUUGGCAGAUAUCACCAGCAAGUAUCGUCAGGGAGAGAGAAAAUGCCAUAUCCAAGAAGAAGGUGAUAGUGCAACUGAUCCCUCAUGCAAACAGGUAGAAGGUAUUGAAAUUGUGGAACUUCAGCUGUCACACGUGAACAAUUUAUUCCACUGUGAGAAAUGUAACCGUUCAUUUAAAUUGUUUUACCAUUUUAAGGAACACAUGAAAACACACUCUGCUGAGAGUUACAAGUGUGACAUAUGCAAUAAAAGGUACCUGCGAGAGAGUGCUUUGAAACAGCAUCUCACCUGUUACCACCUUGAUGAAGGUGGUGCCAGCAAGAAGCAAAGACCUGGCAAAAAAAUACAUAUAUGCCAGUACUGUGAGAAGCAGUUUGACCAUUUUGGACAUUUUAAAGAGCACCUGCGGAAGCACACGGGUGAAAAACCAUUUGAAUGUCCAAACUGCCAUGAACGUUUUGCCAGGAAUAGCACACUCAAAUGUCACCUGACGGCCUGUCAGUCUGGAGCUGGAGCUAAAAAGGGAAGAAAGAAGUUGUACGAAUGUCAGGUUUGUAACAGCGUGUUUAACAGCUGGGAUCAAUUCAAAGAUCACUUGGUAAUACACACUGGUGACAAACCCAACCACUGCACCUUAUGUGAUGUGUGGUUUAUGCAAGGCAGUGAGCUGAGAAGGCAUCUCAAAGAAAUGCAUAACAUUUCAGAACACAUAGUGACAGAAGAGGUUCUUCCAGUGGAAGCUGUGGAAGCUGAACCAGUAACAUCAAUGACUAUCAUAGAACAGGUGGAGCAAGUCCAUGUCCUACCAGUAAUUCAGGUACAAGUGGAUCCUGCACAGGUAACUGUGGAACAGAUGCACCAGGAUCUCAUACAGGACAAUCAAGUGAAAGGCACACAGAUAGAUGAACUGCAAGAACAGGUGCAAAUCAGUUACUUAGAAGUUGAACACAUUCAGACUGAGCAGGGUGCUGAAGUUCAUGUGGAGCAGUUACAUGUUGAGCAUGUAAAUCAAAUACAGAUGGAAGAAGUACAGGCAGAACUUAUAGAUGGAACAGACUUUAGACAAGUAAAAUAUGAAAGUGUUGCUCCAGGAGAAGCAGAAGAAAAACAACCUAAUCAAGAAGCUGAUGCAGUUAAGGAAGAACAUGAACAAGCUGAAGACUUAAAAACUCAACACUUACUGGACGUAAAGAAUGAAUAGGUGGAUAACUAGGACAAAUAACGAUAACGUGCAGGUUUAGAGAUGAAAUACCAAAUUAUUUUGUUAACGUUUACAUUGGUUUUUGAACUGUCAGUUUUUCCAAUAUGCUGUCCCUAGGAAGCUGAGUGAGUGGACCAAAAUUAGCUUUCUUCAUGUACAACUAAAAUUUUCUCAUGUGAAAAUUAACUUUGCCAUUCAUGUAACACCAUGCAACAGGAACUACCAGAGAUGCGGACAGCUUUCUGAGGAUUUUAAUAGUUAUUAACUUGUAUCAUUGUUACAUCAUUACCCUGAGCACCUGUAAGAGUAAUUUAAUCUCUUUUCUCUUGCAACAGAAGCAAACUCUUGUUAUAGAUUGUGUCUGUGGCAGAAGAAUCCGCAAAAUCUGGUGGGUUCUAUUGCAAGUGGCAAUUGACUACCUGUAAAUUUUUGGGUCAGACUGUUUGCUGGAUUUUAACAGCAGUCCCUAACUUUCAUGCUGAGGAAAAAAAAUUGUUGCUUGAGUUCUGUGCACAAAAGUCCUGUGCCUUUUCAACAAUGACUUGUUAAAUUUCCACAAAGUUCCUAGAGUGUGCAAGAAAAAGUUCAGUAAAAGACUAUAUAGGUAAUGUUACAGUGCUUUAUAU